Misgurnus anguillicaudatus (oriental weatherfish) is the source of this 2622-nucleotide messenger RNA. It is a transcript of the gene arid5a, whose product is annotated as AT-rich interactive domain 5A. Gene Ontology annotation, biological process: regulation of transcription by RNA polymerase II. Gene Ontology annotation, molecular function: transcription cis-regulatory region binding. The record is from RefSeq and is a predicted model, not a curated record. Gene Ontology annotation, cellular component: nucleus. Lineage: Eukaryota; Metazoa; Chordata; Actinopteri; Cypriniformes; Cobitidae.
GUAUAUAAGGACAUAUUAAUAGAGUAACUUACAUGUGAAUAUAAAUACGUUGCAAUAUGUGCCAAUGAGCGAUCAAUAAUGAAGAUUAAUAAUUCAAAAGUAGCGCUUAUAGCUACAAAACUCAAAGUCCCAAGGUUCCUCGUUUAACACAAUGAGGAAGUCAUACAAAAAUUGUUUGUCCAAUGAGAGACAGAAAGCUGAAUCUCACGAAAGCGCGAGACAAAAAACACUCAACUGUCAAUCAAACGAGAUCAAGCUGUCACACGCGCUGGACGCGCGAUAAACUCUUCGCGCAUUUCUGAAAUGAUGGUGUUGGACCCACGUGGAGAAGUCGAUGUGUGCGGAGAGCAAAUAGAGGAGUGUGAUAAGAAAAUCCAGGAGCUGAAUUCACCAAACCUGACCAGCAAGGAGAUGGAGGGUUCAGUAUCUACUAAUAACAGUGAGGAGGCAUCCCGAACCGACCAAUCAGAGAGUGAAGAGAGGACAUUUGUGAGCAAUCUCUACCGUUUUAUGAAGGACAGAGGGACGCCUAUCGAGAGAAUUCCUCACCUUGGUUUUAAACAAAUCAACCUGUGGAAAAUCUACAAAGCUGUGGAGACGCUGGGAGGAUAUGAUGCAGUCACAGCCCGUAGGCUAUGGAAGAAUGUGUAUGAUGAGCUGGGUGGGAGUCCAGGCAGUACUAGCGCAGCCACCUGUACACGCAGACAUUAUGAAAGGUUGGUGUUGCCUUUUGAGCGACAACUGAGGGGAGAGGAGGACAAACCGCUCCCACCCGCCAAACCUCGCAAACAAUACAAGAGAAGCCCUGAGAACAGGGGGAGUAAGACAGAGAACAAGAAGAAGAGAAAAAUGGAGAGAGAAGAAUGUGAGGAUAAGGUAGGAUCCGAACAUUGCAGUGAUAGAGGGAUAUGUUCCCAUCUUAGUCAGUGGGCAACAUUCUCCGAUCGUCCAGAUGCUGACCAGUCCCCAACAGCCCCGGUCCAUGGUACCCACCCUAGCACGUGCUCAAGGGAGAACCCCUUCCUUCAGACUCCGACUCCGUCCGAGGUCAUCUCCCCUUUGGAGAAGAAGAAGAGACUGGCUCAGGCCAGUCUUUCAGUACCUUUAUCUGGAAGUACAGAUGAUGGGACAGAACUAGAGAGACCUUCUGUGAUUCAGCUUUCCCACUCCUCCCAAUCCCCUACUUGCCCAUCCUCGACUCGUACCCGCCACUCUUCCGAUGGCUCACCUCUUCCUGUCUCAUCUCCAUCUUCUUCCUUUUCCCGUAGCCCCUCUCCUUACUCAGUCUCUUCUGAAGACUGUAUAGCUGUGACAACCCAAAAGUCCCCCGUCAAAGAGACAGAGAAUAAGACACCAUCCCGUGUAUCCACUGUCCCCACGUCAGAAGCUAGUAGCACCGGAGUUUGCAAACCCCUCAGCUAUUACCCCAACAGCAAAGAACUCCCCAACUACCACCGCCAUCAUUACCAGGAAUUCCUGUCAGCUGAAGCACAUUCCGAAAAGGCCCGGAGGAGUCUUUCGGCGUGGAAAACCAGCACCAGACUUGCUUCCCUCAGGCUACCCUCACCUGCCUCAUACAACACCAAAGCCUACUGGGUCCCUCAUGUCUCUAGCUUCUCCAAAGUCUUGCCACGUGACCCACGUUUGUCACUACAGCCUGGAUUUAAACAGCACAUGCCUUACCACCAGCACCUCCUUAAAAGGCCCACUACGGAUGAAGCCUACUUGAGGAAGAUGCCAGUGGCACCUUCACUUCGUAUUACGGACAAGGAGAAGUCAAAGUCAAUGUUGCCCAAGCCCCUGCCAACUCAGCAGUACCUUUUCCACCACCAUAGUGGUCUGACAAUGCCUUACCUCCCAGCCUUAGAGAGACCUCGGGGAGACUUGAAUGAACAGUUGAAAGGUCUACCACUACAACCUGUACUUCUUCCUACCCAUCUAACCAUCCCUCCAGCUACGCAUUCCAUGCAUUGCCCACCAGUGGGAACAUCUUUUCCUGGUCCAUAUGAGGCCGCUUUGCCUUCCUAUACUUACCCAUUACCGCUCUGGCAUCCACCCGCAGGGUACAGCAUGGCAGGGCUACAGCCUUACUGAUCUAAUGUGAAACUGCUGGUCCUUACGGUCUAGAUUUUUUAGUGCUCUCAGGACUCAUGUUAGCAAAAAAUGACCUUAUUUAUUUUCUUUAUACACAUUGAUUGUCUUUCUAGUCUUUGUAAUACUGUAUUUUACCAAAUUGUAUUGCUUACAAAUUUGUUCGAAAUUGAGUUAAAGGGGACAUUUCACAAGACUUUUUAAAGAUGUCAAAUAAAUCUUUGUUGUCCCCAGAGUACGUAUGUGAAGUUUUAGCUCAAAAUAUCAUAUAGAUAACUUAUUAUAGCAUGUUAAAAUGUACACUUUGUAGGUGUGAGCAAAAAUGUGCCAUUGUGGGUGUGUCCUUUAAAAUGCAAAUGCGCUGAUCUCUGCACUAAAUGGCAGUGCCAUGGUUGGAUAGUGCAGAUUAUGGGGCGGUAUUAUCCCAUUCUGACAUCACAAGGGGAGCCAAAUUUCAAUGAGGUAUUUUUCCACAUGCUUGUAGAGAAUGGUUUACCAAGCUAAGUUACUGGGUUGAUCUUUUUCACAUUU